Cadophora gregata is the source of this 1014-nucleotide messenger RNA. RefSeq names its product Esterase/lipase/thioesterase (gene CEL1). Bases 1 to 1014 code for a protein of 337 amino acids. The transcript is spliced from 3 exons. NCBI's taxonomy places the organism in Eukaryota, Fungi, Ascomycota, Leotiomycetes, Helotiales, Ploettnerulaceae. The record is from RefSeq and is a predicted model, not a curated record.
AUGUCUUUCGCUACCUUCUCCAUUCUUGCGGCUCUGGCAGCCACUGUUUCUGCCCAUGGAUAUGUUAACAAUGCUUCCAUUGGUGGAGUUUCAUACACUGGCUACCAACCGUAUCAAGACCCUUACACUACCCCUCUCCCAGACCGGAUCUUCAGAGCUAUCCAAGGCAAUGGACCCGUAGAGGACCUCACUUCCAUCGACAUCCAAUGUGGAGGAUAUACCGCCGGAGGAAUCGUUGGGUCUUCCCCCGCCAAAUUGACCGCUGGCCCUGUUGCUGCUGGAUCUCGAGUUGAUUUGUACUGGACCUUAUGGCCAGAGUCACACAUGGGACCCGUUAUUACUUACAUGGCCUUGUGCCCUGGUGGAGACUGCACCAAGUUUGAGCCUAAGUCCAGUGCUGUCUGGUUCAAGGUCCAAGAGGCUGGCCGCACAGGAACUUCCAACGUCUGGGCCGCCGAUGCCAUUGAGAAGGCCGGAGGAUUCCUCAGCUACACCAUCCCCUCCUGCUUAGCCCCAGGUUCCUACCUUGUCCGCCACGAGGUCAUCGCAUUGCAUGCCGCAUACGCCUACCCAGGAGCUCAAUUCUACCCCUCAUGCCACCAGAUCAAGGUGACCGGCAGCGGAAGCACCAAGCCCUCCUCGCUCGUUUCCUUCCCAGGAGCCUACAAGCCCACCGACCCAGGAAUCACAUACGAUGCGUACAAAGCCUCUACCUACACCAUUCCCGGCCCAAAACUCUUCACUUGUGGUGGGUCUGCCGGCAGUGCGGCACCAAAUGUAAGCAGUUCAGCUUUAGAAUCAGCUCCUGUUUCUUCAGUUUUGGCUCCUGUUGCUACGUCUGUUGCUUCAAACUCAACUGUCCCAGCUAUAACCACCUCAGCUGCAGCGAUCGAGACGGCAGCUCCUAUCGCAUCUACCGCCGUCCCAUCUACCCUCCAAACCCUCGUGCAGACUUCCUCUGCUGCCCCCGUAGCCUCUAACGUUCCAGAGGCUGCUGCUGAUGAUGAAUGCUAA